Molecule: messenger RNA, 1988 nt
Organism: Haliotis rufescens (red abalone)
Lineage: Eukaryota; Metazoa; Mollusca; Gastropoda; Lepetellida; Haliotidae
Exons: 5
Coding region: 67-945 (292 amino acids)
Molecular function (GO): carbohydrate binding
Source: RefSeq, a predicted model, not a curated record
UACGCUGUUAAAAUGCUCCCAUUUUCAAGCUGCCAGGAACUAUUCACAUGACCGAGAAGCAAGAGCAUGGCUGUGUGGGAAUAUAUUCAGUUUUUUCUUAUCAUAACCUUGUGUUUCAGUUCAGGUUUUCAGUUAUGUGAUAUUCUGACAUUUCUUCGUCAUGUCAGUUUGGAUGGACUGAUGUUCAGUGACACCUUCAUCACAGAACACAGUGGUACUGACAAGACUACAUGCCUGUCGAGGUGUUUCCAUGAGUUGCAGUGCAACAUGGUGCUGUACAAUCCAACGUCUCAAGGAUGUCGGUUGUACUAUUCAUGUCCCAUCACUGGGGGUGAAAAAGAGGCAGGCUGGCAGUAUUAUGCAGUUCCCUGCACCGAGUUUCGGGUCCUGAAUGCAGUAUCGAUGCUGGUUAGGAACCAGUCCCACGUUGAUGUCACCUGUCCCAGUGGAUUCUCCUACCUACCAACCACGUCAGACACAUGUUUCCAUGACAACGUUCCAGUAAAUGUAGGAAGGUGCAUGCAGACCCUCUGGGUUGACCAGGUGCGAGAGUUCAGAACGCCACUUCCUGCUCCCCUGUCCAACGGUUCGGAGAUUAUCGUGGAGGUAGCCGCGGAUGGAGUCGAGACGCGAAACGGGGUGACGCUGACAGCACAUGGUGACAGUACACUGGUGAUGGGUUUCUUUGUACGAUGGGACGCAGGUGACAUCGCCUACAACACUCGGACAUCGGGCGCCUGGUCGACGGAGCUGAAUCAUUCACCCGUUCCGUUCACACCCAACGUGAUUUCGAAUCUCUCCAUUAAAGUCACAGACAAUCAGUUUCUGAUAUCUCUUGAUGACAACAGUCUGCUUGCUGCUCCAAUAAGGAUCCCUCCAGAUGAGGCCGUCGCCCUUCUUGUUGAUUUCAGCCUCAUCAAACGAGUGCAGAUCAAAUAUCCAUAGUCGAAAAUAAUAUUUUGCUACAUUUUGGGACAAAAUAAUGUAUUUCCAAAGCAAAGAAAACCUAUUUUGGCGAUUUUUCUAAAAGUGAAGUCAGGUUAUGUCGUUGACUGAUUGUGAGGCUCACUUCGCAAUUGUUCAAGAGGUUCGAGGUAUGUCACCACAGCCAAUACUACGAGGCCUGUGAAGCUGAGGGACCCACAUACCGUGUCUCUGACAGAUGCUCAGAGACUUCUGAUGGUUUUAUGUUCUUGGCCUAUUACGAACCUAUUUACGCAUGUAUCAUUAUAGAAAUGGAUAUGCAAUAAUCUGAAUAAUAUAUAGUACGUUUUGGCAUAUUUUGAUAACUGAUGAAGCUACGACUGUUGACUUUCAUUCCCCCUCUUGCAUUUUCGAUAUCUCAUUUGAACUGGGAAACUUGAAACUAUCUUCUUGGUACAAUUUCCUAAUUACGUCUGAUUAACACGCUUUGCAUGAAUCCAUUGUGGGUACAACUUACAUGUUUGAUCCAACUGUUUCGAAAGCAUUUCAGCAGAGUUCACAACAGUUUUCUUUAUUCAUUGUUUCUAUUGAUUGGUGAAUCCGUUAUCGCCAGUAGCCGUGUAGGUGAAUAAAUGUUGCCAAUAAGACGUUUCUUUUACGUUUAGUUGUUUAAACAUGCGGCCCUCGUGGGGACUCCAGGGCAGAAUGUGUCCCUAGCACACCCCUUCAAUUGUAAGAAGCGACAAAAUAGGGAACCCGUUGCGUGGAUCGUUGCUCAUAAUAGCAAUCACAGGAUUGUCUGUUCCAGACUCGAAUACUUGCAGACCGCCUUCAUAGGUCAGUACAAGGUUAAGCAACAAACCAGGCACUGAUCUCGAUUACAAAAAAUUGAGGGUUUUUUUCAAUUUUAAAACGUUUAUAUAAUGCUCGAACGGCAUGAAUAGUACAUUCCUAUCCACAAGCUCGUAUGAGACCUUUGCCUUUUUCAAACCAUUGUUUGAUCACCUGACUGAUAUGUUCCCGUGUUGUUUUUUCUCGCGACAUUCAAAAUAUUCUUUGUUCAA